This is a messenger RNA of Striga hermonthica, 1314 nucleotides long. The record is from the annotation of a GenBank genome assembly. NCBI's taxonomy places the organism in Eukaryota, Viridiplantae, Streptophyta, Magnoliopsida, Lamiales, Orobanchaceae.
AUGGAAACCGACGAUAUGAGCCUCCGAGUCGCCUCCUUCUCUUACUACCUCGACACGGCUAAGGACAACUCAUCGGGGCACAAGAUUUCGUCUAACGAGAAAACCGAAUCCCUUACCCUAGAGUCACCAUCUUUUAGCAUCAAGAUUUCGAAAUCCCAAGAAAACGACAUAAAAAACACGAAAAACCUUCUACACGACAAAUUUCCGAACCUCAAAACCACAACCGACAACUUUGUGUUUGAUCUCCCGGCCCGCGUCGUUAAGCCAACGACAAAUUUCACCUUCCCUCGCCAAACACUACCUAAAGACGAAGAGAUAGGCGUUUUCAACGCCGACAAGUAUUUCAACAUGAAUUUGGAGUACAAAACCGAGCCGAAAACCAUGCACGAGAACAAAGUUUCCCGCCCAAACAUCACGAACACUAACACUGGAAGCUCGUGUUCUGAGGCCGGGAGUUGGAAAAGCCAAACAGCCCUCAUGCCUCCCGGUAAUAAUUUCCAACAAAUUACUUCCUCCGAAAAGCCGAAAUGGCUCUUCGGAAGGCGAAUUUUCACCGGGCUCGGUUGCAAAGGCCCGUGUUUCGACAAAAACUCUGUUAUCCACCUUAGAGUACCGAAAAUCACGAAAAACGGCCACCACGGCCGUCUAACGAAAGUCGAGCCUCCAGAUGAGCCAAGGAAGUCGAUUGAGGUUUUCGGGUCGAAUAAAAACGCGUCCAAAAACGAUGUGGCUACUGACAUGGAGAGGAAGCUCUCGAUGCUGACAUGGGACGCGAUUCCAAUAAUACACGGGAAAACCGCGGUCCCGAGCAGCACGGUUGUCGACGUGGACAUGGCCAGCGAGGCGAGCUCCGACUUGUUCGAGAUCGACAACAUUUCCGGCCGGUCGGUUACCUUUUCGCCAUGCGGGCUGGCCGUGGGCCCCACAGGGGACGAUGAGGAAUGCAUGAUGAGCCCGAAUUACGAUUAUGCCCCUAGCGAGGCCAGCAUCCAGUGGAGCGUGGUCACGGCUGGCGCAGCAAAUUAUUCUUCGGUUAAUCUCUUGGAUUUUAACGACGAGAGCGUGAGUUUGGCCGGCGACUCGAUUUCUCAGAAAAAAAGUUCGAAAAAAGUCAAUGAGGUUCGGAAGAAGGACCGGUCGGUCGGGAUAAACUUGGGGUGCAAAAAGAAUCAGAAGGCGGUUGAAGUUGCGGCGGAGAAUAUCGUGGGCCCGAAGAUGAUGAGCUGUCAUCAUGUCGAGAAAUCGAAGCUAAUUAGUCAGGAAAUGGAUUUGGUGGAGAAGUUGGGUCGGGUGUCUUUGCAACGGCCCGGUUGA